Molecule: messenger RNA, 1416 nt
Organism: Priapulus caudatus
Lineage: Eukaryota; Metazoa; Priapulida; Priapulimorpha; Priapulimorphida; Priapulidae
Product: MKI67 FHA domain-interacting nucleolar phosphoprotein-like
Biological process (GO): maturation of LSU-rRNA from tricistronic rRNA transcript (SSU-rRNA, 5.8S rRNA, LSU-rRNA)
Cellular component (GO): nucleolus
Molecular function (GO): RNA binding
Source: RefSeq, a predicted model, not a curated record
GUGAAAAAGGGAAAACUGAGCAUUGAUCCAACAGACUCGCUCACUCCUGGUGUGGUAUACAUAGGCCAUUUACCGCAUGGAUUUUUCGAGCCGCAAUUAAAAAGAUACUUCACUCAGUUUGGCAAAGUCACAAGACUUCGUCUGUCACGAAGUAACAAGACUGGAAACAGCAAGGGAUAUGCCUACGUGGAAUUUGAGUGUGAUUCUGUGGCUAAAAUAGUGGCAGACUCUAUGAAUAACUACUUAAUGUUUGACAGGCUUCUGAAAUGUCAGUACGUGCCACCAGAGAACUUGCACCGGAACCUAUGGAUUGGAGCAUCAAAGGUGUUCAAAAAACCAAAAGCGGCAUUAAUAGCGAUCGAACGACACAACAAAGCAAAGGAUCCUGUCAAAGAGAGAUUGAGGCUCCUCAAACAACAGUAUCGCCGCCAGAAGAAGCUAAAGAGUGUUGGCAUUGAUUAUAGCUUCGAUUUUGGGAACAAUGUCGCACGGACGGAAAAGUCUGGGAAUGAGUCUGAGAAAAGAAGGGCUGCGAAGAAAUCUGUGAUUCCAGUCGUGGUCGACGAAGGAGACAUGUUGAUACUCGAGGACCAUCCGAGCGAUGCCGAGAUCGACUUCAAGACUCCGCCGAACGUUGUUAAAAUGUCGCGCUUAAACGCAGAGGUUCCGCGAGCUUCGACCAAUCGCACGCCAGAUUCUAGCACAAGGUCGCGUAUGUUGUCGCUUCGCGACGCAGGCGCAUCGAUCGCUCGGCAACGCUCAGAGCGUCAGAAAACGCCGACAACUAAAGUACCGCAGAUUAAGAAAAUGCUCUCUAAGAGUGCGAAAGUGCCGGCAAAAACGACGAUCAAGAAGUCGAGACGCAGCAUGUAAUCCUUUGAUCUGCUUUGUAAAUUAAGCACGGUGUCACAUACGUAUUAUUUUUACAGGCAUAUAGACAGACAGGUGAUAUCCAUUAAAAUUACGGAAAUUACAGAUGAAUGCUUUUAUUAUAAAAUGGAUGUAUUGGAAUGCAAUGUUUGUAUUGGUUAUUUGAAUAUUACUCUGAUGUCAGAUUAAAAGAUAAUAUCCUAUUGAUUAUUUCAUAUUUUGUUUGCAUAAUUGUCUUGUAAAUGGAUAUCUGCUCUUGUUCAAUUGAAUGACGAAAUUAAAAGUUUUAACUAACUCCAUUUAAAAAUAGUAAUACGGAUACUUUUAUCAGGUUAGCAGUAUAAUUCCAAACUUCCUAUUUCGCUGCUUCUUUCCAUCUGGUCUUUCUCGAUCUCUUCUAAUGGUAUAUUAACACUAAUAUUUUGACUGAUGAUUCCUUAAGUGUAACUGCUAUAAAUUGUGUUGUAACCGGAGAUGUUCUAUAAUGUACACAUGCAGUGAGUUAUAGAAGUUUGGUUAUAUCGAAUACAUGUGCAUUUUACCAUA